ACGCUUAGUGAUGCCAUAGCCGCUGCAAAGGAAGGAGAUGUGAUCCAAGUUCAGGCUGGCACAUACCGAGAGCGCCUCAUCCUGUCUCGAUCUGUCACACUACAGGCUUGGCCUCCGGGCGCUGAUGUGACCAUCAGCUGGGUCACAGACAGGCCAUACGAAUCAGUGGUGCUCAGCACGGGACCAGAAGUCUGCCUGCGAGGGGUCAAAUUGCGGCACAGCUCUCCAUCUGUGGCCAACAACUAUGCAGUCUUCAUGCAAGGCGGAUCGCUCCGGCUAGAGGCACACAUGUCUCCUAUAUGCCCACCCAAGGGUGGCUUGCAGGAGUGUGACAUCAGCAGUGCGACCGGCAGUGGCAUAGGCUCGGAAGGGGGCAGGCUGUCAGUUCGCAAGUGCAGCAUGCAUGACUGCAAGCGGCAUGGCAUUGCAAUGUUUGGAGACCUGGAGGGAUCGGAAGGUGCGAUGGAACUCCUGUUGGUGGAGGAGUGCAGCAUCAGUGGGAAUGAGCUGAAUGGGUUGCUACUGGCAGACAAUGCACAUUUGGUGCUGAGGCAAGCUAGAAUAAGCAGGAACGGAGGGUACGGAGUGUAUGUGAAGGAUGGGAGGGCUGACAUUGAUGGAAACACCUUUGCAAGGAAUGGGCGGGGCCCGUGGUUUGCCAGUGACAGUGCAGAUGUGGACUUGUUUGCUCUUUCCAAAAGUAAUGCGCAAACAGGUUGA
Coccomyxa subellipsoidea C-169 is the source of this 720-nucleotide messenger RNA. RefSeq names its product pectin lyase-like protein. The transcript has 4 exons. Lineage: Eukaryota; Viridiplantae; Chlorophyta; Trebouxiophyceae; Coccomyxaceae. The record is from RefSeq and is a predicted model, not a curated record. Gene Ontology annotation, biological process: ubiquitin-dependent protein catabolic process; protein ubiquitination; regulation of apoptotic process. The annotation marks the transcript as partial.